GGUGGGUGCGGUGAUCUGUCGGCUGGCUGGUGCCAAAUUCAUGCACUCUUUGUCUUUUCCCUCUUUCUUUCUUUCCUUCUUUCUUCCUUUCUCUCCAUUUUCCAGAUCUUCAAUUUUCAUCUGGUGAGCUACUAUUUCUUAAAUUUCAUCAUAUGUUGCUCCCUACAUUUUGUUAAUCAUUCCACAUUUGUUGAUUAAUUUUCAUUUGAUUGCAUAUAUUCCUUUUUCAAUUCGCAUAUUUCUCAAAUCUAUAGUUGGAAACCCUAGAUCUCGUGUUUGUGUGAAAUUACAAGGUUUCCGAGUUAAUUUUGUGAUUACUAUUGUGUUUCAGAUGCUGUGCUUGAAGUUUAUGAUAAAUGUAGCUUAAUUUCAUGUUGUAAUUAGAAAAAAUAAGGUAGUGUGAUAAAUUUGAUUUUUUUUUUUGAAAUUAGGCAUUUUCGGGUUUGUUAUUUGAGAUUUUUGAUCAAUGGUGCUACCUCCAUUGCCAAUGGAGGAUCAGACGGAUGAGGAUUUUUUUGAUAAUUUAGUGGAUGGUGAGCUUGAUGGUGGUGGAUUUGAACCUAGUUUGUUGAAUAAUGCUGGGAGUAAUGAUGAGCAAUCAUUUGCGAAUUUGAGUAUCGAUGAAGUUAGCACCGAGUUAGAUGGUGUAGAUAAUGUAGAUAGAGUUGAAGGGGAUCAUAGUGAAAAGGGUGGCAUUAGUGAUGUUGUUUCGUGUAAUGUCGAUGAUGAUAAGGUAGAAGAGAUUGGUGUUGUGGGUGGUGCUGGUGGUGGUGCUGGUGUUUCGGGGCUUGGGGAAGCUGUGGAUGGGGAGUGUGGUGAUCAUGUAGUGGAGGAGAAAAAUGAAUCUGAUUUAAAGAUUUGUGGCGAUGGUACAACUUCUAGUGUAGGUAGUACAGAAGUGCAGGGGGGUACAGAAGUGCAGGGGGGUGCAUUUAAUAGUGGUAUACAAGAGGCUCCAGAUGAGGAUUUCUUUAAUCAAAUAGGAGAUAGUUCAGCUGAUCCUUUCGGUGAAGUAGCUGAUAGUUUUAUGGGUGCAUCAGGCACUUUGGAUGGUGUUUCAUCUAAUCAAGCUACCUGUUCAAGUUCAUAUAAUUUUGGGAAAGAUGGAGAAGAUAUUCAGCAUGCUUCAUCUAUGGAAUAUAGUAGUGAGAUGCAAGACCAAAGUAGUGUUCAAUACUGGGAGAACCUAUAUCCAGGUUGGAAAUAUGACCCAAAUACUGGGCAGUGGUAUCAGGUGGACGGUACUGGUGCGAUUGUAAAUAACAUUGACGAAAGUAAUGGCAUAGUUCAGUCAACAGGCGAUGGAGCUGAUGCCAAUGCGACAUCCAAUCUUUAUCAUCUCCAGCACACAGCUCAAUCCGUGAGUGGAAGUAUGACCGAGGAAAGUUCAGCAGGUUCCUUAGCUUAUUGGAAUCAGGCCACGUACGGGAACACUGAGUAUCCUGCAAACAUGGUGUUUGAUCCACAGUAUCCUGGUUGGUACUAUGACACAAUUGCACUAGAAUGGAGAUCAUUAGACUCCUAUAAUUCAUCGAUCCACCAGUCAUCUAGCUUCAACCAAAACCAACAAUCAGUCUAUGGGAGUGCUAGUGCUGUUAAUUACUACCCUGAACAAAAUUUGAUCUAUGGUCAAGGUGGACAAGUUAAUAAUUAUUCUGCCCAAUUAGACCAGCCGGUGAAUUGGAGAGAUCCUGGCAGAGUUGCUUCAAAUAUGGCACAACAUGGUACGAACAAGGCUUUUAGUUCAGCUGAAAAUACACAGUAUGGUAGUGGACCUAUAUUGAGUGGUGCUGUUAGUUACCCUUCGGAACAUGGAACCGGUGCUGCAUCAUAUGAUAAAUCGUUCUCAUAUGAACAACCAAGACAUGGUUUUGAUAGCAGUAACGGAUGCAACAGAUUUCAAGACUUUGGUGCUGGUGACACUGGCUUUCAAAACUUUGCUUCUGCUGAAAUUCCUCUGCAGCAUAACAAUCAGCAUAACAAAUUUGACCAGCAGUUCUCUGCUGCUGGCUUUAAUGGUCCAAAAAUUCACAAUUUUACUCCGGAACCUCAUCAAAAUAGCAGAGAAUUCUAUUCAUUGGGUGGAGGGAGAUCAUCAGAUGGACGACCUUCACAUGCUCUCGUCUCUUUUGGAUUUGGUGGAAAGCUCAUAGUAAUGAAGGAUCAUAGUAGUUUACUCACUCAACCUGCAUAUGCAAGCCAGGAUUCAGCAGGAGGUGUGAUCAGUAUUCAUAAUGUGAUGGAAGUUGCCAUGCUGAAGAAUGAUAGUUCAGAUGUAGGAUUUGGUGAUUGUGAAUAUAUUCGUACUCUAUGUCAGCAAUCAUUUUCAGGCCCGCUGGUUUCAGGCAAUGUGGGAAGCAAAGAGUUGAACAAAUGGAUUGAUGACAGCAUUGCGAAUUGUGACAGUCAAGAUGCAGACUACAGGGAGGGCGAAGCCUUAAAAAUGCUUCUCUCUCUGUUGAAAAUAGCAUGCCAAUAUUAUGGAAAGUUACGAUCUGCUUUUGGGGCAGAUCCUGGUGCAAAGGAACAUGACAGCCCAGAGUCAGCAUUGGCAAAGCUCUUUUCAUCUGCAAAAGGGAGUGCUACACAAUUCAAUGCCGCCUCCCAUUGCUUGCAGAACAUGCCGUCGGAGGGACAAAUACAGGCAACGGCUGAAGAGGUUCAAACGCUUCUUGGUACUGGUAGAAGGAUGGAGGCUCUUCAAUGUGCACAAAAGGGUCAUUUAUGGGGACCAGCUAUUGUUAUUGCCAGUUUGCUUGGUGAACAGUUUUAUGGUGAAACUGUGAAGCAAAUGGCUCUUCAUCAGCUGGCUGCCGGAUCUCCUCUGAGGACUUUGUGUCUUUUAAUUGCUGGACAGCCUGCUGAAGUAUUUUCCAAUUCCAUCUCAAGUAACUCACAAAAUGGAGAAAAUGAUUCACAGUCUUCUUGGGUUGGGCCUGGUUUUAUGUUAGAUGAAUGGGAAGAGAAUCUGGCUAUAAUAAGUGCUAACAGGACGAAAGGUGAUGAGCUUGUAAUUACUCACCUUGGAGAUUGCCUCUGGAGGGAGAGGGGUGAGGUUAUGGCAGCUCAUAUCUGUUACUUGGUUUCUGAAGCUAACAUUGAGUCGUAUUCAGAGAGCUCAAGACUUUGUCUUGCCGGUUCAGAUCAUCUGAAAUAUCCAAGAACUUAUGCCAGUCCUCAGGCGAUUCAGAGAACAGAAUUAUAUGAAUAUGCAAAGCUGCUUGGAAAUUCCCAAUUUGUAUUGCUGCCAUUCCAGCCAUACAAGCUUAUAUAUGCUUGCAUGUUGGCCGAAGUUGGCAAGCUAUCAGAUUCUCUGAAAUACUGUCAAGCAGUUUCGAAGUCUUUGAAAACUGGUAGAUCACCAGAAGUUGAUGCAUGGCGGCAUAUGGUAUCUUCUCUUGAAGAGCGCAUAAAAAUCCAUCAGCAGGGUGGAUAUGCGACCAAUUUUGGUCGAGCAAAACUGGUGGGUAAAUUGCUCAACUUCUUUGAUAAUACUGCUCAUCGCGUUGUUGGCGGCUUGCCGCCACCUACACCUUCAACAUCACACAAUGAUGGCCAACACAGUGAGCAUGAUCAUCAGUCAAGGGGGCCACGGGUGUCUACUAGUCAGUCCACUAUGGCCAUGUCGUCAUUAAUGAGAUCUGCAUCUGCUGAAGACAGCAAUCACAAAUCAAUGCACAAUCGAAGCAUGUCAGAGCCUGACUUCGGUAGAACGCCCAGAAAGGAUGUAUCACCAAAAUCAAGUUCAUCGAGUCCACGUGAUAAUUCAUCGCUCUCAGGUAGUUCCUCACGUUUUGGUCGAAUUGGCUCACAAAUCUUCCAAAAGACUGUUGGCUUGGUGCUAAGAUCUCGCCCAGAUUGUCAGGCCAAGCUGGGAGAGAAGAACAAGUUUUAUUAUGAUGAAAAUCUAAAGCGUUGGGUUGAAGAAGGUAUUGAGCCUCAAGCUCAGCAAAUGACCUUGGCUCCACCUCCAACAACUACAGCUUUCAUGAAUGGAACUCUAGAUCAUAACAAAGAAGAUGAAUCUGUUAAUGCUAUGAUUCAUGCAAAUGGGGAACCUCAGUACAAACACACAAAUUUUAAUGGAAAGGGUGCUGAAUUACCACCCAUUCCAUCUGGUUCAAACCAUUUUUCAGCUCGUGGCCGAAUGGGUGUUCGUGCGAGGUAUGUGGAUACAUUCAACAAGGGUGGAGGAACUCCAGCAAACUCAUUCCAAUCACCAUCGCCUUCAGUCCCAACUAUGAGAGCUGCCAGUAAUACCAAGUUUUUUGUCCCAACCCCAGUUACUGGAGGAUUAGAAACUCAGAGUACCCAAAACACACAACAAACUGUUGGUGUGGAUCAAGAUACUAUGUCUAAUGGCCACCAUUCAUUUUCACCUCCUCAAAUGCUUACACCACUCUCUACAAUCCACCGACAUCCAAGCAUGGACAAAGGGAUGGGAAGUAUGGUAAUUGGCAAUGGCCCAUUACCUCCAAAUUCAAGGCGAACACUAUCGUGGGGCGGAAGUCUUGAUAUUUCAAAUCACUCUAGCAUGAGUGAACCAAGACCUCCCGGGGAGGCACCAGGUUUUCCCGUAUCUACUUAAUGUGCACCAUUUACUAGAUCCACCGCUGGCAGAACCUUCAAGAGCUUGAAAAUGAUGGGAGUCCAAAUCCUGUCAAUUUCAAAUGUAAAAUAUGGCGGUUAUACCCUUUCUUGAACUUGGUGAAUGUGGCGAGCAAGAUGGUAUGAACCAGAUUCAGGUUGGAGGGACAGUGAUAUAACUAACUUCAGAGAAGUUAUGGGUUUUAGAAACAGGUCAUUCAGAUCUUGUAGUUUUUUACAGCCUUUCAAGAUCUUUGGAGUUCGGGAGGAAAGGGUAUUUUGGCGUCGUUGUACAGAUGAAUUUGUUGAUUUAUUAGGAAAAGAUUUCCUUGAGAAAGAUGGGUGAGAAGUUCUAAUUAAAGCCUCUCUCUGAUGCAUUCGCGGGGAAAAUUUCCACUGAUCGAGAAAUUGCAUACUCCAUAAAGAUAUCGUUGUUAGUAUCUUACGGGUAUUCCCAUUUUGUUACAUCAUACGCAUACUAGUACUGAAAUGACAUCUCCUUGCUGAACAGUUCUCAGAAGAGUAUUUGUAACAAGGUUUUGUUUUGUAUAAUUCAGGAAUGUUGUAACUUUGAGGUAAUGAUAAAUUGUAUACUUUACAUUCAUUUUUAGUCCCUCAUCUCUCUCUCUUGCUUGAGAAGUCUUGAAGUAUCCAGAUGUAAAUAGCUCGUUAAAGUGAAAUUUGGACAUGAAAUUUAAUGUUUGUACUAAUUAUAUUGAAGUUUAUUUUGAUA
Messenger RNA from Beta vulgaris subsp. vulgaris (sugar beet), 5320 nucleotides. RefSeq names its product protein transport protein SEC16B homolog. Bases 467 to 4588 code for a protein of 1373 amino acids. The transcript has 13 exons. Gene Ontology annotation, biological process: COPII vesicle coat assembly; Golgi organization; autophagy. Lineage: Eukaryota; Viridiplantae; Streptophyta; Magnoliopsida; Caryophyllales; Amaranthaceae. The record is from RefSeq and is a predicted model, not a curated record. Gene Ontology annotation, cellular component: ER to Golgi transport vesicle membrane; endoplasmic reticulum exit site.